AGCAAAUCCGUGGUAGAAAAUUCUCAGCCGGUCAGGGUAAGGUCAGGUGCACCAACUAUUACGUAACCCAAGCCCGUUUAAGAAGGUGCCCCCACAUUUCAGUGACUUUCCAGCUCAUCCUUUUUCUGGAGAAAAUUCACGCUCUAAACAAAACCUCCAUGGCUCCUACUACGCCACAGCAGUAGUGCGCCAUCCAUAGUCUUCCUUCUUCCCCCUUGGCCUCCCUCCGCCGUCCCGUCGCCUCCUCGUGGUGCAUCAGGAAUUCGUACUCACUCGUCAAAAGGAAUCCACGAGAUCGAAAGCAACAGUAACAGCACCGGCUCAAUUCCAUUAUUAAAGCCCCCACUUUUGAAAAAGCUGGAGGAUUAAAAACCCUAAAUUGGAGCAAGGGAAUUCGUCUCGUCCCAGCUGCAGAUGCGUGAUCCGGAGAGGUGUAGAACCUAGGCUCCCAGCGCCACCUUCCGACGGACGGAUCCUUCACCUGCCGCUCCCCGCUUGGGUUGGUGGUUUGUAGUGGAGAUUUGGCCGGACGAUUGGUUUCUUCUUUUGCUGAUACUCUUGUUCAAUUUGUGGUCAGAGUACCACACAUGACAAGGGUCAUCCAUGACUCUGGAGAAGGCGUGCAGAAGGAGGCACUUGAUUUGGUCUCAUCUGAUGUUAACUUCCCCAAGGGCCAUUUCCCGGACUACCGGAUUGGGCUGAACAACCAAAUCAUUGAUCCAGAGGAGACACAUGAGGCUGUACCUCUCAAGGAGAUUGUUGCGAAGGAAACAGCACAGCUACUAGAGCAGCGAAGGCGUCUCUCGGUGCGUGAUCUCAAGGAGAAGUUUGAGAAGGGUCUGUCUGGCGCUUCCAAGUUGUCUGAAGAGGCUAAGAGGCGAGAAGCAGCUUCAUUAGACAGGCAAGUUCUUCUGAAGAAGCUCAGAGAUGUUUUAGACACGCUGAAAGGCCGUGUAGCUGGUCGAAAUAGAGAUGAUGCUGAGGAAGCUAUCUCACUGGUGGAGGCACUAGCUGUCCAGCUGACACAACGAGAAGGGGAAUUAAUUUAUGAGAAGGCUGAAGUAAAAAAGUUGGCUAACUUCCUCAAACAGGCUACUGAAGAUGCCCGUAAAGUGGCUGAAGAGGAAAGAGCUCUUGCGCUUGCCGAAAUUGAAAAGGCUAGAGCUGCGAUAGAAAAGGUGGAGAAAGCAUUGCAGGUGCAUGAUUCUGCGUCAAGUAGCAGGGAGAAGGAGGAGAUAGAGGAACUUAGGAAAGAGGUUCGAGAGGCUAGAAGAAUAAAAAUGCUACACCAGCCAAGCAAGGUCCUCGACAUGGAAUUUGAGCUUCAAGCACUGCGGGCUCUCAUCUCAGAGAAAACUCAACUUUGCAAUCAGCUAAAGAAAGAGCUUGCCAUGAUCAAGAGGCUGGAAGAGGAUAUCUCUGACCUCUUUGAUCUUGAAGGCUCUGAUACCCUUGGAUCACAGUUCCGUAUUAUCCCUCGAGUUGAUGGUGCUCCGGACAUCGCAAAUUGUCCAAUUCAGUGGUACCGUGUAGUUUCUGGAGGCAUUAGAGAGCUCAUAUCAGGAGCAACCAAAUUUACAUAUGCUCCAGAACCAUUUGAUGUUGGCCGACUAUUGCAAGCAGAGAUAAUUUUGAACACAGAGAAAUUUACAAUUCAGACAGAUGGUCCUAUAAAUCAUGCUGCAGGACUUGAAUGUUAUGUGGACUCACUAAUGAAAAGGACAGAUACUGAGUUCAAUGUGGUAGUCACCCAAAUGAAUGGGCGUGAUUACUCAUCGAACUCUGUCCAUGUAUUUCACAUUGGAAAGCUGAGAAUAAAACUCCGAAAAGGAUGGUCUACAAAAGCAAGAGAGUCGUAUUCCACUACGAUGAAGUUAUGUGGGAGCCGUGGUGGCGGUAAUGCUGCAGCUAAGGCAGUUUUCUGGCAAGCUAGGAAAGGCUUGUCCUACACUUUAGCUUUUGAAACAGACAGGGAUAGGAAUGCUGCAAUUAUACUUGCUCGCAAAUUCGCUUCCAAUUGCAAUGUCGUGCUCACUGGUCCAGGUGACCAAGUUCAUGGUGGCAGAUGAUGGGCUAAUUAUCAGGAGUGAAGCUAGCAUCUAAAUGAAGGGGAUGCACUACCAUUGAAAACACAUAAAUUUUUCAAAAUACUGUUCAUUGUAGCUAUGUUUAGUAGUAAUUUUUGAUUGGAGGGGGAGGGGGUGGGGGUGCACCUCCCAUAACGUGGCGUCACCCUUGCUAAUUAUGCAUGUUUUGACAGCGACACGUACAUACUUAGGGUGUGGAUUGGGUAUUUGUGUUUGUGAGAGUAGAGGUUGUACACUGCACGAGGCUCCCCCUUUUCCAUACAUCUUAUGGAGGCAUUCUUUUUAUUUGCCUGUCUGCAGCUUUAGCAACGUUCUUGAAACAUGAUGGACUAUCGUCCUUGUGAACAUCUGUAACGUUUGAACAAGAAAGCUUGGUUGUAAUGUAGUUUUGUCAGUAGGGAUUUCCCUCUGGUUAUAAAAAAAUGUAGAGAUGCCACUUUCUGUGGUAUGUAACCUGGACUCCUGAAGUAAUUUACUGAUGAUAUUCAGGUGACCUUUGGUGGA
Messenger RNA from Phragmites australis (common reed), 2591 nucleotides. Its product is annotated as stomatal closure-related actin-binding protein 1-like. The transcript has 13 exons. Gene Ontology annotation, biological process: regulation of stomatal movement; actin filament organization. Lineage: Eukaryota; Viridiplantae; Streptophyta; Magnoliopsida; Poales; Poaceae. The record is from RefSeq and is a predicted model, not a curated record. Gene Ontology annotation, molecular function: actin binding. Bases 588 to 2069 code for a protein of 493 amino acids.